AGUACACAUGUCGAGGAUUAUCUAACAAAUGUAUCCGGUCGUCAUGGCGAUGUGACGGUGAUCGCGACUGCCCGGAUGGCGAUGACGAAACUAGUUGCCCUCCAGGUUCACCCAAAACGUGUGCAAGUGGGAUGUUCAAGUGUAAGAACAAAAAAUGCAUCCUGGGACACUGGCGAUGUGAUGGAGAGGAUGACUGUUCUGAUGGCAGCGAUGAAUUAAACUGCCAUAUCAACGAAUGUCUUGACAGUAACGGUCACUGUGAUCAUUUCUGUCAUGACCUUAAUAUUGGUUACAACUGCAGCUGUAGAGAGGGCUAUCAGCUUCAGUCCAAUGGUCGCGUAUGUGAAGCUCCAUCAGUGCCAUGUACGCCAGACCAGUUUGAAUGCGGCUUGACAUCGGUCUGUAUUCCAAAAGACCAGGUGUGUGAUGGCAAUAAUGACUGUCCUAGCGCGGAGGAUGAGCCCGUGCGGUGUAACAUCAACGAAUGUCUUGACCGUAACGGUCACUGUGAUCAUUUCUGUCAUGACCUUAAUAUUGGUUACAACUGCAGCUGUAGAGAAGGCUAUCGGCUUCAGUCCAAUGGUCGCGUAUGUGAAGACAUCAACGAGUGCUUGGAGUAUGGUAAAUGUAGUCAUUUAUGUGAGAACACUAAAGGAAGUCACAAGUGUGUUUGCCAGCCAGGCCAUAUGUUGGAACCAAACCUUAGAACCUGUAGAGCCACAGGUCCUGAACCAUUUCUCAUGUAUUCAUCUGUGGCCAGUGUUCGUAAAAUGACUCUUGAUGGUUCGUCAGCUUACAGUCUUAUCACCAACAGAAAGGGCGUUGUCGGUUUGGACUUUUACUUCAAGACAGGCAAAAUUUUUUGGACGGAUACAAAAGUCAAAAAAAUCUACCGAGCAAGUUUUGAUGGAACAGCAAUUGAAGAUAUCGUAAGUAACGUCGGCUUUCCAGACGCUAUAACAGUCGAUUGGAUUGGACGAAAGAUCUACUGGACUGACAGAACAUUGAAUUUCAUCGAAGUGGCUGAACUUGAUGGCAGUAAUAGAAUGGUCUUGUAUUCUGAUGGACUGGACAAACCUCGUGCCAUUGCUGUAGAUCCAUUUAGAAAGUACGUUUACUGGUCGGACUGGGGUUACAACGCACGUAUCGAACGAGCAAGCAUGGACGGUGCUGCAAGUUCCCGCCAAGUCCUCGUGAACACCAAUAUUGGCUGGGUUAACGGAUUGACUAUUGACUAUAACAUUGAUCGAGUAUUCUGGGUGGACGCAAAAGUCAAGACAAUAGAGUCUAUGUCGCUGGAUGGCUCGGACAGGAGACUGGUAACAAGGAUUCCAUCCCAACAUCCCUUCGCUGUUACAGUGUUUGGCGAUUACCUGUAUUAUACGGACUGGACGAGGAGGGCCCGGUCGAUACGUAAAGUCAAUAAGUUUACUGGCGGGGAGAAGAAAAUCGUAAUAAAUCUGCUGUGGGCUCAUAUGGACAUCAAAGCCGUUCAUCCCACAAGACAACCUAAUGGAAGCAAUCCAUGUGCUCUCAACAAUGGCGGAUGUAGUCAUCUGUGUCUGUUGUCUUCUGUGACUACAACCUACACCUGCAAAUGUCCCACCGGAAUGAACAUGUCAUCCAAUGGCAAGACUUGUAUUGGUAAACCAUUUACUGGCCAACCAACUGCUUCCCCAACAACCUUAACAACUACACAAACAACAACGCAAACAACAACACAAACAACUACACAAACAACAACACAAACAACAACACCUCAAUCCACAACAAAAUCUAACAACAUUGGCAAACCGACCAAAGAAUCUGUAAAACCCACGCAAAAGGGGACUGGAAAUGCUAAAGAAGCUGUGCCAACGACUCAAGAAAAUGCAAUUGCAGCCAAACGAGCAGAUGGCCAUCUUAUUUACGCAUCCAUAUACGGCGUUUAUAAGAUCGCUCUUAAUGGAUCUCUCCUCGAGGAAUUCGGAUUGCUACCCUCUGUAAAUACUAAAGGUCUUGACUUUGAUAUCCAUACGGACACGUUGUUUCUGACGAACUGUAGGUUCAAUACAAUCUGCAAAACAAGCCUAAAUGGGACAGGUCCAGUCGAAGUGAUAGUAGAUGACGUCCUACACGCGAGUGGUAUAGCCGUCGAUUGGAUUGGACGAAAGAUCUACUGGACUAGUGAAGAGAUGAGAUUCAUCGAAGUGGCUGAGCUUGAUGGCAGUAAUAGAAUGGUCUUGUAUUCUGAUGGACUGCGCGAUCCUCGUGCAAUUGCUGUAGAUCCAUUGAGAAAGUACGUUUACUGGUCGGACUGGGGAUACAACGCACGUAUCGAACGAGCAAGCAUGGACGGUGCUGCAGGUUCCCGCCAAGUCCUCGUGAACACCAAUAUUGGCUGGGUGAACGGAUUGACUAUUGACUAUAACAUUGAUCGAGUAUUCUGGGUGGACGCAAAAGUCAAGACAAUAGAGUCUAUGUCGCUGGAUGGCUCGGACAGGAGAUUGGUAGCAAGGAUUCCAUCCCAACAUCUCUUCGCUGUUACAGUGUUUGGCGAUUAUCUGUAUUAUACGGACUGGGCAAAGGGUGGAGGAGUACUUAAAGUCAACAAGUUUACUGGCAAAAAACCUAUGGUUAUAAAAAAGCAGGUGUUUAGACCUAUGGAUAUAAAAAUAUUGCAUCCUUCAAGACAACGUGACGGAAGCAAUCCAUGUGCUCCCAACAAUGGCGGAUGUAGUCAUCUGUGUCUGUUGUCUUCUGUGACUACAACCUAUACCUGCAAAUGUCCAACUGGAAUGAACAUGUCAUCCAAUGGCAAGACUUGCAUUGGUAAACUAUUCACUGGCCAACCAACUGCUUCCCCAACAACCUUAACAACUACACAAACAACAACACAAACAACAACACCUCAAUCAACAACAAAAUCUAACGACAUUGGCGGUAAAGAAAUGAAGGAAUCUCAGACGGAUGAUGGAAAACCAGAAGAUGCUGAUGUUGACAAGGACAGCUCCAUGUUAAAGACCUUUAUUCCAAUCACGGCAGUUGUUGUGAUCAUUGCUUUACUGGCAACACUUCCCAUCACUUUCGGGAGAUAAAUGGUGCAAUCCGUAUUACUCCAUCUUACAAUUACGCUGGGUGACCACAAAUGAUAGUUCCAAGCCGAGGCUGGAGUUGCCGCGCAGGUUAAAAUGUAUAGUUUUGCUACAGCCUCGACUUGGAACUAUUAUUCGUGGUGUCACUGAUCGGAAUGGAGUAUUCCAUGACACUCUCGUUCUUUUAUAUAUCCAGUUGCGUUUGUAUUUGCCUCUAAUAAUCAAAUAAAUGAGAAAUCCCUUUCAUUUUUAUUUGGAAUUCAAGUUUAAAGUAAAUUAAAACAGUACAUCAAUUAUUCACGAUUAAAAAUAUUACUUUUUUA
Molecule: messenger RNA, 3397 nt
Organism: Actinia tenebrosa (Australian red waratah sea anemone)
Lineage: Eukaryota; Metazoa; Cnidaria; Anthozoa; Actiniaria; Actiniidae
Product: low-density lipoprotein receptor-related protein 4
Biological process (GO): receptor-mediated endocytosis
Cellular component (GO): signaling receptor complex; plasma membrane; apical plasma membrane
Molecular function (GO): hormone binding; calcium ion binding; protein binding
Source: RefSeq, a predicted model, not a curated record